CCGGGUCCUCGCUGGGCGCUGUAUUAAUCUGAUGAGGAAGACCAGUAUUUAGAGCGUGCGAAGGCAGCAGUGCGGGCUCGGGCAGGAGCAGGACACGUCGAGUGUGCCGAGAGCCACUUCACAGUUCACACACAAACUUCCUCCCCCGUUUCACCAUGUCGAAGGAUGUGCUCGCCGACAUCCCCGCCGGCGAGGCACCGGCGAAACGCGCGCCCCUCAACAAGUACGCCCUCGCCUGCGCCAUUCUCGCCUCCAUGAACUCCAUCCUCCUCGGCUAUGAUGUCUCGGUGAUGAGCGGCGCGCAGAUAUUCAUGAAGAGGGACCUGCACAUCACGGACACGCAGAUCGAGGUCCUCGCCGGCAUCAUCAACAUCUUCUCGCUCGUCGGCUCGCUCGCGGCGGGCCGCACGUCCGACUGGAUCGGCCGGCGCUACACCAUGGUCCUCGCGUCGGUCAUCUUCUUCGCGGGCGCGCUCAUCAUGGGCCUCGCCCCGGGCUACGCGGUCCUCAUGCUCGGCCGCUUCGUCGCCGGCGUCGGCGUCGGCUACGCGCUCAUGAUCGCGCCGGUGUACACGGCCGAGGUCGCCCCCACCUCCGCCCGCGGCCUGCUCACGUCCUUCCCGGAGGUGUUCAUAAACACCGGGGUGCUCCUCGGCUACAUCUCCAACUACGCCUUCCACGGCCUGCCCGUGCACCUCAGCUGGCGCGCCAUGUUCCUCGCCGGCCCCGUGCCGCCGGUCUUCCUCGCUGUUGGCGUGCUCUCCAUGCCGGAGUCGCCGCGGUGGCUCGUCAUGCAGGGCCGCAUCGGGGACGCGCGCCGCGUGCUCGAGAAGACCUCCGACUCCCCUGAGGAGGCCGUGGAGCGGCUCGCCGACAUCAAGAGCGCCGUCGGCAUCCCCGAGGGGAUCGCCGACGACAAUAACGACGAGUUGCUCGCCAUCGUUCGCAAGAACAAGGGCACCCACGGCGAGGGCGUCCUGAGGGACCUGCUGCUCCACCCGACGCCGCCGGUGCGCCGCAUCCUGAUCGCCUGCCUCGGUCUCCAGUUCUUCCAGCAAGCCUCCGGCAUCGACUCCGUGGUGCUGUACAGCCCACGGGUGUUCGAGAAGGCCGGCAUCAAGUCCGACGCCAACACGCUCGGAGCCACCAUCUCGGUGGGCGCGACCAAGACGCUCUUCAUCCUCGUGGCCACGUUCCUCCUCGACCGCGUCGGGCGGAGGCCGCUGCUCCUCACCAGCGCCGGCGGGAUGUUGGUGUCGCUCGUGACGCUGGCGUCGACGCUGCACGUGAUCGCCCAGCGGGCCUCACCGGCGGACGGGGCGACGGCGCUGUCGGGGGUGAGCAUCGCGUCGGUGCUGACGUUCGUGGCGUCGUUCUCGAUCGGGAUGGGGCCCAUCGCGUGGGUGUACAGCUCGGAGAUCUUCCCGCUGCGGCUGCGCGCGCAGGGGUGCGCGCUCGGCACGGCGAUGAACCGGAUCAUGAGCGGAGCCAUCACCAUGUCCUUCUACUCGCUCUCCCACAAGAUCACGCUCGCCGGGAACUUCUACCUCUACGCCAGCAUAGCUGCCGCCGGGUGGGUGUUCAUGUACUGCUUCCUGCCGGAGACGAGGGGCCGGGGCCUGGAGGACACCGAGAAGCUCUUCGGUGGUGGCGAUGGCGUGGAGAAGGAAGACGGCCAUGGGCAUGCCAAGUCCACGGAGUUGACUACUCAGUAGUGAGUCAACACUGUAUGCGGUACUACAGUAGAGUACUAUUUAGCGGUCGUCCAAAUGCUUCAAUAGCUAGCUGAAUAUUCAUACUUGUGAGCUUGGAUUCUGCUGGUCAAAUUUGUAGACAUAGAUGGAUGCGCCUACGUACGGUCAAAAGUACUCCCUCCGUCUCAUAACAAUUUAAGAUGUUUUUUGACACUCUACAAAUGUUAAAAAAGUCCUACAUUUUGAGACGUAAGAAAGUACAUGCCAACAGCUAUAUAAGAGUCAAAAUUGAUCUUCAGUAACAUGUUGAAUACUCGUACUUGUGAUUUG
This is a messenger RNA of Triticum aestivum (bread wheat), 2024 nucleotides long. Its product is annotated as polyol transporter 5. Gene Ontology annotation, molecular function: transmembrane transporter activity. The coding region runs from base 156 to 1715 and encodes 519 amino acids. The record is from RefSeq and is a predicted model, not a curated record. The transcript is spliced from 2 exons. NCBI's taxonomy places the organism in Eukaryota, Viridiplantae, Streptophyta, Magnoliopsida, Poales, Poaceae. Gene Ontology annotation, biological process: transmembrane transport. Gene Ontology annotation, cellular component: membrane.